UACGCUGCAAGUGUUGGAUCCAAACUGAGUAAACACACCACUGAAACCUGCUGUACCAUACAUGUUUUGGCCGACAGUUUGAGACACACUGUCACUACAGUUUUCCAUGAUAUGACUGGAUCUGUAGGUGACCGUCUCACCUACCAUGAUGGAAUCUGGUCUGUCACCCUCCACAGACCCUCCUCGCCUCAGCACCAACAUCUCCGUCAAUAACAGCAACAACAGCUGGAGCAAUCACACCCUGACUCUGCAUGGCUGCUUCCACAACGCCCUGCUGGGGGUCUGUCUGGGACUUCUGUCUCUCCUCACCAUUAUGAUGAACCUGCUCGUCCUCUACGCCAUCAAGAGAGAGAAGAGCCUGCACACGGUGGGGAACCUCUACAUCGUCAGCCUGUCUCUGGCAGAUCUGAUCGUGGGGACCACAGUUAUGCCUCUAAAUCUGGUGUAUUUGUUGGAGGAUGAAUGGAAGCUGGGACGGGCUGUCUGCCAAUUUUGGCUUAUUAUGGACUAUGUGGCGAGCACAGCCUCAAUUUUCAGCUUGUUUAUCCUGUGUUUGGAUCGAUACCGCUCCGUCAGACAGCCGCUCAAGUACCUGAAAUAUCGCACAAGGGGAAAGGCGAGUGUGAUGAUUUCUGGAGCCUGGCUGCUGUCGAUGAUGUGGAUUAUUCCAAUUUUAGGAUGGAGGUCUUUCACACAUGUGGACCUUAAACCCGAGGAGGAGAACAAGUGUGACACGGAUUUUCGCUUUGUCACGUGGUUUAAAGUUAUCACUGCUGUCUUCAACUUCUACGUGCCCUCCAUUUUGAUGCUGUGGUUUUACACACACAUCUACUUGGCAGUGAGGCAACAUCUGAGGGACAGAGAGAGAAUCAUUCAUCCAACCGAUUCAUUUGGGGAAAACGAGCAUGGACAAAAUGCCCAAACACCAGUGAGAAAUCACUCCACAUCACCCAAGAGGGAAUGUAACGUCCCGAUGAAACUCUCUAAAAAACAGCGCCUGUUGGACCAGAACACUCUAGAUCAGCCAUAUUCCCUCGAGGAUCCUGAUAAAACUAAAACAGCUUCAUCCAGAUCUCACAGAAAAAUUGGUGUGAAGUGCCAGCAGACGUCAUUGCUCGCCAUGACAACCAAAAGACUCAGAAUGGCACAGAGGGUCAAAAGGUGCUCCCUGUCUCCUGAAGAGAAGCAGUCAGACACUGAGGUGCCCCUGAGUCAACCUCCGGUGCCAAAGGACAUUAUUUGUCCAGAGGGGAAUAAUGAUUACAAACUUCGGACGUCUUUAAACGAAUGUCACGUCACGGUGCCAAAGUCAGUGAGCGGCGUCUGUGAUAUCAGUCAGGUUUCAGACGUGCAGAGAUACACCUCUGUGCUCGACAACAACUACAACCCCAGUCACGCUCUGCCCUGGAUAGAGGAAGGGGUCGAAGAUGCCAAAUUAGACCCAGCUAACGCUGUGACCCUUAGACAGACGUGGCAACGGUUUAUUGACCAAUCACGUCAGCGUAUCCAGAGCCUGAGGAUCCAUAAGGAGCACAAGGCAGCCAAGCAGCUCGGCUUUAUAAUUGCUGCUUUCUUGCUGUGUUGGAUACCGUACUUCAUAGCUUUCAUGGUCAUGGCAUUCUGCAGAGAGUGCGUGCACCACGACCUCCACAUGUUCACCAUAUGGUUAGGAUACAUGAACUCCACUCUCAACCCUUUUAUAUACCCGCUCUGCAACGGGAACUUCAAACGAGUCUUUAAAAAUAUUCUCAACAUUCAUUUGUGACAGAUAGCGGCAGGCAGAGCAAAGAGGCAGAACAAAAUCAUGGGCAUCUAACUGUUGCUGACAUUCACAGAUAAUUGAAGGGGACAGCUGCUGCAUCAAUUAAAUGUCUUUUACACCCUCGCAUGGGUGAGCUUUAUCAGUGUAGCUAAAACUGUAUAUGUCCUUUGAGCAUCAGUUAUUUUCAGUUUGUUUUAAAUCUUAUUUUUGUAUCUAACUGCCCGCUGAUUCAGACUCAUGGCAACAGUUGAGGACAAUGUCUGACGUUAAUGUUAUUUAUUUUGUCUGUGUUAUGCUAAUCAUAAUAAAGUGUAUCUGAGGCCGGAGACCUUUAAACUCCAAAGAAUUUGAUAUCUCACCCUCGGGAAUCAGGAGUAUGAGUCCAGUGUGUUGGCUCUGGUGCAGAGCGGAGGGCAACUAUGUCUAAAAUGUGUUUUUAAAGAAAAUAUUUUAUUUAUUUAUUUAUUGUUUUUUGCACUAUUCGUGUACAGAGCCAGAGUUGUAACAUGAAACAAAACAUUUUACAAACAUGCAUUUGUGAGCAGUUGUCACAUUGUUUUCUCAUCAUUGCGACAGGAUGUGGGACAUUAGCUGGCCUUUCUAAUGACAGUCCAGGAAAAACACUGAUCUUGCCAAGUGUCUGAUGAGCUGUGACCCCCCCCGGGAGCGCUGAUUUGGGAUCUGUUCAGUUGUUUCUUUAUUCCCCCCUUCCUUAUAGAGUUUUUAA
Molecule: messenger RNA, 2489 nt
Organism: Epinephelus moara (kelp grouper)
Lineage: Eukaryota; Metazoa; Chordata; Actinopteri; Perciformes; Serranidae
Gene: hrh1
Product: histamine receptor H1
Exons: 1
Coding region: 146-1765 (539 amino acids)
Biological process (GO): adenylate cyclase-activating adrenergic receptor signaling pathway
Cellular component (GO): plasma membrane
Molecular function (GO): G protein-coupled acetylcholine receptor activity
Source: RefSeq, a predicted model, not a curated record